AAUGAUUUCAAUUUAAAGGAAAGACCCAAGGCUCCUUUCUCCUGUUCUCUCACCACUCUCCUUUUGUCUUUUGAUCAAGAAGAAGAUGGGUAGAAAUCUGGGUUUGUUGCUGGGCUUCUGUAGCAUCCUUGUUGGUGUAGCAGUUGCAGACUGGAACAUCUUGAACCAGAGGAUAAUGAAGAACAAUAAUGGGUUGAAGAUAUCCCUCAAGAACUACUGUGAAGCUUGGAGAUUGAAUGUGGAGCUUCACAACAUCCGUAAAUUCGAGUUUGUUCCAGAAGAAUGCACAGAUUUCAUCGGCAAAGACAUGAGCUCCACUCAGUUCAAGGUGGAUUCUCAGAUAGCAAUUGAACAAUGCACCAUCUAUCUCAGCACCACCUUUAAGUUGACUGGUGAUGGCAAGGAUGCCUGGGUUUUUGAUGUCGAUGAUACCCUCCUCUCCACUGUUCCUUACUUCAAGGAGCACCGUAAUGGAGGGGAAAAGUUUAACAUUACCUCCUUUGAAAAGUGGGUGUGGGAGGGGAACGCUCCAGCUCUUGAGCACACAAUGAACCUCUUCAAUGAGAUAAAAGGGAGAGGGCUGAAGAUCUUCUUAAUCUCUUCAAGGGGAGAACACCUCAGAGAUCCCACAACUGACAAUCUCUUUAAGGUUGGUUACACAGGGUGGUCUGGUCUCAUACUGAGGAGUUAUGGGGAGAAUGGCUUGACAGUGGAACAGUACAAUACGGAGCAAAGGAAGAAGCUGAUCAGUGAGGGCUAUCGUAUAUGGGGAAUGGUUGGAUCACAGUGGCCAGGCCUUUUGGGACUUCCUACUGCCAUGAGAACAUUUAAGCUUCCCAAUUCCUUAUACUACAUUCCCUGAAUGGCUCCUCCACUCAUUUCUUCCAAACCCUUUUUACCUUCUUUUUUUAAAAUAAAUUUCUUCCAUACCCACCCCACCAUUUUGUUUGAUUUGGAUGUGAAACUUCUUUAAUUUGGACAUUUGUUUCAAAUAUAACCUUCACUAUUGAUCACUAUUUUCAUUUUAA
Messenger RNA from Macadamia integrifolia, 1028 nucleotides. Its product is annotated as acid phosphatase 1-like. Gene Ontology annotation, molecular function: acid phosphatase activity. The transcript has 3 exons. The record is from RefSeq and is a predicted model, not a curated record. Lineage: Eukaryota; Viridiplantae; Streptophyta; Magnoliopsida; Proteales; Proteaceae. The coding region runs from base 86 to 862 and encodes 258 amino acids.